Messenger RNA from Parus major (Great Tit), 1518 nucleotides. RefSeq names its product small nuclear RNA activating complex polypeptide 1 (gene SNAPC1). The record is from RefSeq and is a predicted model, not a curated record. Gene Ontology annotation, molecular function: sequence-specific DNA binding. Lineage: Eukaryota; Metazoa; Chordata; Aves; Passeriformes; Paridae. Gene Ontology annotation, cellular component: snRNA-activating protein complex. Gene Ontology annotation, biological process: snRNA transcription by RNA polymerase III; snRNA transcription by RNA polymerase II. The transcript is spliced from 10 exons. Bases 73 to 1155 code for a protein of 360 amino acids.
GGCGCCGCGGGGUUGUUGUGGAGCGGGCGCGCAUUCGCGGAGCGGCCUCGGGGUCGGCGCGGAGCCGGCGGGAUGAACGAGGUGCCGGGGCUGAAGGAGGACUGUGAGGAGCUGCUCAGCGCCUUCCAGCAGGCAGACACCGUCCGCUUCGAGCGCUUCGCCGAGCUGUGGCGGCAGCGCCGUUUCCACACCGUCUUCUAUGGUAGAAUGAGAGCUUUGGAGAGGAAUAAGCUCUCGAAGAAGACUCUAGAUGUGGCCCUGCAGUACUUCUUGCCCCCCUACUCCUUCCAGAUCCGAGUUGGUGCUUUGUACCUUCUAUAUGGGCUCUAUAAUGCCCAGCUUUGUCAGCCAAAACAAAAGAUCAGAAUUGCACUCAAGGAUUGGCCUGAAAUCCAGAGAUUUCAGCAGGAUUUGGUUGACUCCCUGCAUUAUGAUGCAGCCUAUGUCUUUAGGAGACUGCGACUUGCUAGAGCCUUCCACUUCACAGCAAUGCCAAAGCUACUGACCUACAGAACUAAGAAGAAGAUUGAAGAAAAUUAUUUAAAAGAAGAAUUUAAGGACCCAAGUAACAGAGUAAACAGCCUCAUCAGUAAUGAUGUAUUAGAGGAAAUGAUGAAUAUUCACGACCACUAUCAGAAAAUGAAAUGUGUCAUUUCAGCUGACAAAUCCCAGCCAUACAAGGCCCUGAGCUUGAUAAAAGAUGACUUUGUGGUUAAUCUCAAAGACAUAACCUUGGAACAUCAGGAAUGGCAGCAGGGCAGAAUGAAAUCAUUCCAAAGUGCUAAAGAAACUGAUGAAACAGAAAACAAAAGGAGAGAAGAGACUUUGCUAGAAUCAGAGGGUUCUGAAAGAGCAAAUGCCCUGGCCAGAAUCAAAUACAGGUCUUAUUCUGCAGCUGUUGAGGUUUCCAAAUCCAGGAGACAUCGUCAAGUGCAGUUAGAAUCCUCUGAAUCAGGAUCCAGUUGUGGGAAGUCUCCGAGUCGAAGUAGAAUCACCAGCAGGAGACCACAGCCAGCAAGGAGAAGAUGUUCUUCAGAAGUUAGAGGUGAAAUGCAAGUGGCAAAGGAAACUGUAACUCGGCAUAUCGGGAUGCCAGUAAUCACAGAAGAGGACUCAGAUGAAAGAGAAGUAUCUCUCCCCAAAAGGAGAAGAUGACAUUGGAGGAUCCAGCUGGAAAAGCACUAAUGUUUUAAUGACAAAAUGAAAAUGUCAGAGGUACCAAAUGCUUGUUUUGGAUACCUUUGAACAUAAAAGAAGUGUCUGGGACCUGAACCACAGGUGAUGCUGGAAUACUGGUAGUGACUGGGAUACUUCAGUUGUCUCGUGGUGCCUUUAUUCACCUGGUGAAUGCUUCUUGUGGGACACCAAAGUUCCUGUGUCCUGGCUCGGAUGGAAAGAAAAGGCUCAGAAAAUAUUUCCCCAUGUAAGACAUGUCUGUAAUCCUUUAUCUCUGAACAUCAGGUUAUUGACUGUUGAAAAUUAGUACAAUAAAUUAUUUUUCAUGGUUGACUCGCUCCA